AUCUAGUCUAGAUACAUCCUUUAUACUAAGCUAAAUUAUUGUCUUUGUGUAAAAGACAAUUCUGUAUUUAUUUAUAGUCUAUAUUUUAAACAUUAUCAUGACAUGACAUUUCGGAUGACCGUUCUUGACAUCCUGACAGCAUUAUUUCUUUGGCUUCUGUGAAACUAUAAACGCACCUUAAAUUAGAAUUCACUAUUUAUUUUUCCACUAUAUUCACAGUGCUAUAGAGAUAGGACAGUAAAAUGAUUUAAAACAUGUAUAUCUUGUUGUUAGAUUAGGUAAUUAGUAAGUCGAAUCAUCGAUCUGAAAUGGCACAUCACCAUAGCAAAAAAACGAAGAAGAAAGAUAAAAAGGAGAAUAAAGAAGUUGAAUCAAAAUCGGUUGCACCAUCUAUUUCUUAUUUUACUUUGUACAGAUUUUCGACAAAGUUGGAUAAAUUUUUGAUAUCUAUAUCAAUACUAGCAUCUUUAGUUGCUGGAGUCACACUGCCAUACGCUAUAACUUUAGUGGCGGGUGUGUUUCAAAAUAUGAUAACGUACGACAAGGCAGUGCAAGCAGGCACACAAGAUGACGAAGCCUUUCUCUCUAAAAUGCACAAAUUUGGUGUUACAUACUCAUGUGUUGGUGUACUUCUCUUCGUUUGUGUGUAUUUGGGGUCUGCACUAAUGAAUGUAACGGCAAUAAAUCAGGUAUUUAAAAUCAGGGAAGAAUAUUUAACGGCAGCUUUAAAUCAAGAUUUUGCUUACUUUGAUAAAAAUCAAACAGGAGAUUUUGCGUCGAAAAUGGCGGAUGAUGUAAUAAAAUUAGAAGAGGGUAUUGGCGACAAGGUGUCAUCUUUCGCGUACAGUUCGACCACAGCCAUUGGAUGCAUCGUCAUGGCUAUGAUGAAGGGAUGGAAGCUUGCGUUGCUCUGUCUGACAACCACACCUGUGACGUUCAUACUUGUAGGCAUAACUGGGCGAAUUGCAGAUCGUCUGUAUAAAAAAGAAGCAGCAGAGACUGGUCGAGCUAGUUCUGUUGCUCAGGAGGUAUUGAGCUCUAUUCGGACUGUAUAUUCUUUUAAUGGACAGAAGAAAGAGUUAGAAAGGUACAAAAAGCCUCUGGCUGCUGCUAAGAAGAUUUAUAUACAAAAGGAAUUUUUCACAGGACUCUCAAUGGCAUUUCUAUUUUUUUGUGUUUUCUGCUCCUAUGCGUUGUCAUUCUAUUUUGGAAUUUACCUCGUAAUUAAUGACCCCGAAAACUAUAACGCUGAUGUCAUGUUUUCGGUAUUUUUUGGUGUAAUGACAGCUCUUGGAAACUUUGGUAUUGUUGGAUCUUUAAUGCGGUCAUUUGGUUUGGCUCGUGGUGCAGGGGCUCAGAUAUUCAAUCUUUUGCAAAAUGUUCCUACAAUUAAUCCUUUAUUAGACAGAGGAUUCAAACCGCAUACAGCUGAAGGGACAAUCGAAUUGAAAAAUGUGGUGUUCCAGUAUCCAUCUAGACCGGAUGUGCCUGUUUUAAAAGGUGUCAGUUUGACCGUGAAACGGGGGCAGUCGGUUGCACUAGUUGGACAUUCAGGAUCUGGGAAGUCUACUGUAAUUCAGCUUAUAUCCCGAUACUAUGAUGUGGUCAGUGGUAGUGUGUGUGUGGAUAAUAUAGACGUGCGUGAGCUAUCAGUUCGAUGGCUGCGGUCACAGAUUGGGUUGGUGAGACAAGAGCCGGUGCUGUUCAAUAACACGGUCCGGGAGAAUAUUCGCUACGGACGUGAGGACGCUACUGAUGCAGAGAUACAAGCUGCCGCAGAGCAGGCAAACGCUCACGACUUCAUCACAAAACUGCCCAAGGGCUACGACACGCUGGUGGGAGAGCGUGGUGCAUCAUUGUCCGGUGGGCAGAAGCAACGCAUCGCGAUAGCUCGCGCUCUGGUCCGUAAACCUCGACUGUUGCUGUUGGAUGAGGCCACAAGUGCACUAGACACCGCUUCCGAAGCAAAAGUGCAGCUUGCACUCGAUAAGGCUGCGGAGGGUCGGACGACGCUGGUGGUUGCUCACCGGCUGUCCACAAUCCGACAUGUGGGUCUGAUAUACGUAUUCCAAGACGGAGAAAUAGUGGAGAGUGGCAACCACGAGGAGCUCAUGGCAAAUAAAGGGCAUUACUAUGAAAUGGUGUCGAUACAAGAACCAGAUAAUCUUGCUGCUAGAGAAGAUCAAACUAUAUUGAGAGAAGAGUCUGGUGCAUCAGAAGCCAGCAAAGAGGAAAUGAUGGAUCAACCACUGGAAGAAGAGGACUCGGACAAAGCGCGCCCUAUAUCUUUCUGGCGCGUAUUGGCCAUGAAAUCACAGGAAUGGAAGUAUUUGGUGGCUGGUACCAUUUGCUCUGUAGUCAUUGGAUUCUCGAUGCCACUCUUUAUUCUGGUGUUUGGAGAUUUAUUUGGGUCUAUGUCAGAAUCUGAUCCAAAUAAAUUAAUGGAUAAAGUGAAGAAAGUUUCGAUAUUAUGCAUACUCAUUGGGUUACUUAUGGGAACCUCAAAUUUGAUUGAAGCGGUAUCAUUCGGCAUUGCCGGCGCACACCUGACCGAAAGGCUACGGACACAGAUGUUCGAGCACAUGCUUCAACAGCACAUCGGAUUUUUUGACGAGCGACGCAACUCAACCGGCGCUUUAUGUGCCAAACUCUCUGCUGAGGCAGCUUACGUACAGGGUGCAACAGGUCAGCGCAUCGGCACAUGUUUGCAAGGCAUCGGUUCGGUGGGGCUGGCGCUGGUGCUUGCCAUGCUGUUUGAGUACCGCUUGGGACUGGUCGCGCUUUGUUUCCUGCCCCUCAUAAUCUUCGUCGUAGUCCAACAGAUCAAAGCCACCAGGAGAGAAUCUUAUGGAAACGCUAAGGCGUUGGAAAGUAGCACUAAGAUCGCGAUAGAAGCGGUGUCGAAUGUGCGCACGGUUGUGUGUCUCGGUCGGGAGCAUAUGUUCGUCAAAGAGUACGUGAAACAACUGGCACCAGCGCUUGCCGACGCGAAGAGGGCCGCUCACUGUCGCGGCCUCGUCAACGGACUGUCGCGCUCCAUAUUUAACUUUAUCAACGCUGCUUCACUUACUUACGGGGGGCAUCUCAUAGUUUCGGAAGGAGUCGCCUAUGAACAUAUUUUGAUAACAACUCAAUCGUUGCAAAUGGCGUCAGGUCAGGCGCAGAAUGCGUUUACGUUCACACCAGAGUUCGAAAAGGGUGUGAGUGCAGCCACACGGAUCACAGCUCUACUUGAAUCCAAACCACAAAUAUGUGAUCCAGCUACACCGCUUGUCUCUCCCUUUAAAUCCAAAGGCGAGGCGAGUUUAAAAGCGGUGCAUUUUAGAUAUCCGACUAGACCGGGUGUACAUGUGCUACGAGGCUUGGACUUACAGAUACACAGAGGUCAAACAAUCGCUUUGGUUGGACGUAGUGGAUGUGGCAAGAGUACAGUAAUUCAACUUCUGCAAAGAUACUACGAUCCUGAUGCCGGAUCCGUUUGUUUGGAUGAUAUUCCACUGGCGGGGUUGACUUUGUCGGAGGCUCGCGAGUGCUUCGGGCUGGUUUCGCAGGAACCCGUGCUCUUUGACUACAGCAUUGCCGAGAAUAUAGCGUAUGGGGCUUACAUGCGCUCUCCAACUCAUGAAGAGGUCAUCGAAGCUGCUAAGCAAGCUAACAUACAUAAUUUUAUCGUAUCUCUACCACAGGGUUACGAUACGAAUAUUGGUGCAAAAGGCAUGCAGUUAUCAGGUGGACAAAAACAGAGGGUAGCUAUCGCCCGAGCGCUCAUUCGACAUCCACAAAUCCUUUUGCUCGACGAAGCUACUAGUGCUUUGGACACUGAAAGUGAAAAGGUAGUACAAGAGGCGUUAGACGCAGCUACUGCGGGACGUACUUGUAUUACUAUCGCACAUCGGUUAAGUACAGUCCGUGACGCCGACCUUAUCUGUGUGGUCGCCAAGGGCCGCGUUGCCGAAGCGGGCACCCAUCAGCAGCUUCUCGACCUCAAAGGACUCUAUUAUGACCUCCAUGUAAACGCUAAAUAAACCAUUUACUUAAAA
Messenger RNA from Spodoptera frugiperda (fall armyworm), 4040 nucleotides. RefSeq names its product ATP-dependent translocase ABCB1-like. The transcript has 24 exons. NCBI's taxonomy places the organism in Eukaryota, Metazoa, Arthropoda, Insecta, Lepidoptera, Noctuidae. Gene Ontology annotation, cellular component: membrane. The record is from RefSeq and is a predicted model, not a curated record. Gene Ontology annotation, biological process: transmembrane transport. Gene Ontology annotation, molecular function: ABC-type transporter activity; ATP binding; ATP hydrolysis activity. The coding region runs from base 309 to 4025 and encodes 1238 amino acids.